Messenger RNA from Phacochoerus africanus (Common warthog), 2619 nucleotides. It is a transcript of the gene EPX, whose product is annotated as eosinophil peroxidase. Lineage: Eukaryota; Metazoa; Chordata; Mammalia; Artiodactyla; Suidae. Gene Ontology annotation, biological process: response to oxidative stress. Gene Ontology annotation, molecular function: peroxidase activity; heme binding. The transcript has 13 exons. Bases 24 to 2171 code for a protein of 715 amino acids. The record is from RefSeq and is a predicted model, not a curated record.
GCGGCUGGGGUCUCACUGCAGAGAUGAAGCUGCUCCUGGCCCUGGAGGGGGUCCUGGCCACAUUCAUCCUGGCCUGGUCCUGUGAGGGCACCGCCCCAGCUUCGCCCAGGACUGUGGAGACCUCAGUCCUUCGGGGCUGCAUAACUGAGGCCAAGUUGCUGGUAGAUGCUGCCUACAAUCAGACAGAGAGGAGCAUCAAGCAGCACUUUCGCAGUGGCUCGGCCAGCCCCAUGGACCUUUUGUCCUACUUCAAACAACCGGUGGCAGCCACCAGGACAGUCAUUCGGUCUGCCGAUUAUAUGCACGUGGCCUUGGGGCUGCUGGAGGAGAAGUUACAGCUCCAGGGGUCCAGAUCCUUCAACGUCACUGAGGUGCUAACGAAACCCCAGCUGUGGCUGCUGUCCCAGGCCAGCGGCUGUGCUCUCCAGGACAAAGUCGAGAAGUGCGGUGACAAGUACCGAACCAUCACCGGGAGAUGCAACAACAAGAAGAAACCCUGGCUGGGGGCCGCCAACCGGGCCCUGGCUCGCUGGCUGCCAGCCGAGUAUGAGGACGGGCUGUCGCUCCCCUUUGGCUGGACCCCCGGCAAGAAGCGCCACGGCUUCCUCCUCCCCCUGGUGCGGGCUGUCUCCAACCAGAUCGUGCGCUUCCCUAGCCAGAAGCUGACCUCCGACCGGGGCCGGUCCCUCAUGUUCACGCAUUGGGGCCAGUUCAUCGACCACGACCUGACCUUUGCCCCUGAGUCCCUAGCCAGGGUGUCCUUCACCUCAGGUGUCGACUGUGAGAAGACCUGUGCCCAGUUGCCCCCCUGCUUCCCCAUCAAGAUCCCACCCAACGACCCUCGCAUCAGGAACCAGCGUGACUGCAUCCCCUUCUUCCGCUCAGCACCAUCAUGCCCCCAAAACAAGAACAAAAUCCGCGACCAGAUCAACGCACUCACCUCUUUCUUGGACGCCAGCAUGGUGUAUGGCAGCGAGGUCGCCCUCUCCCUGCGCCUCCGCAACCGGACCAACUACCUGGGGCUGCUGGCCGUCAACCAGCGCUUCCAGGACAACGGCCGGACCCUGCUGCCCUUCAACAACCUGCACGAAGACCCCUGUCUCCUCACCAACCGCUCCGCGCGCAUCCCCUGCUUCCUGGCAGGUGAUACCCGGGUCUCUGAAACCCCACAACUGACAGCCCUGCACACCCUCUUUGUGCGAGAGCACAACCGGCUGGCAACUGAACUGAGACGCCUGAAUCCCCGGUGGAACGGAGACAAGCUGUACCAGGAGGCUCGGAAGAUCGUGGGGGCCAUGGUCCAGAUCAUCACCUACCGGGACUUUCUGCCCCUGGUUCUGGGCAAGGCCAGGGCCAGGAAAACCCUGGGGCCCUACAAGGGGUACUCCUCCAAGACAGACCCCCGUGUGGCCAACGUCUUCACCCUGGCCUUCCGCUUUGGCCACACCACGCUCCGGCCCUUCUUGUUCCGCUUGGACAGCCAGUACCAGGCCUCGGCACCCAACUCAUGGGUCCCUCUCAGCUCUGCCUUCUUCGCCAGCUGGCGAAUCGUGCACGAAGGUGGCAUCGACCCCAUCCUCCGAGGCCUCAUGGCCACCCCUGCCAAGCUGAACCGUCAAGAUUCCAUAUUAGUGGAUGAGCUGCGGGACCGGCUGUUUCAGCAAGUGAAAAGGAUCGGACUGGAUCUGGCGGCUCUCAACAUGCAACGCAGCCGGGACCAUGGCCUCCCAGGGUACAAUGCUUGGAGGCGCUUCUGUGGGCUCUCCCAGCCCCGGAAUUUGGCCCAGCUUAGCCGGGUGCUGAAAAACCAGGCUUUGGCGAGGAAGUUCCUGAAUCUGUAUGGGACACCUGACAACAUUGACAUCUGGGUGGGGGCUGUUGCAGAGCCUCUGUUGCCGGGGGCCCGAGUGGGGCCUCUUCUGGCCUGUCUUUUUGAGAAGCAGUUUCUAAGAGUCCGAAAUGGAGACAGGUUCUGGUGGCAGAAACAUGGUGUUUUCACCAAGAGACAGCGCAAUGCCCUGAGCCACAUUUCCUUGUCUCGAAUUGUGUGUGACAAUACUGGGAUCACCACCGUUCCGAGGGACAUCUUCAAGGCCAAAAUCUAUCCCCAGGGCUUUGUGCCCUGCACCCGCAUCCCCCGUCUGAAACUGUCGGCCUGGAGAGGCACAUGAGGCUUCUGAAGGAGUCCAUCUUCGGCCUCCAGCCUUGGGACAAGGGAUCCUGGGGAAGACGACAAGGCUACCUUCUCCCCCGGAGCAACUGCUUCCUGCUGAUGCCUUUGCUGGCUAUGGCUCAGAGAUGGCUCUCUGGCUGGGAGCGAUGGCCGGGGCUCCCAGCAGCAGCUGUGAACCCUCCUGCCGCGUCCUGGAAGCCUCUUAUGGAGCAGGUCACGAAUCAGCUCCAGGUACAAGGGCUGGUGAGCCAAGCCUUGAGGCUCAGGCAAGAGUCAUCUGGAGGGUUUCCAGCCAUGUUCGUCUAUUUCCCAGCCUGUCCCUGACCCUGCCUAAAACUGGGAAGCCACAGAGUCCCAGCCUCCAGCCACCCCACGGCCUUUCUCUGGAGUCUGCAGGCUGGGCGGCACACUCUGCUUCUACCAAUAAAGCACCGCUGAGGGCAGAA